This is a messenger RNA of Cyclopterus lumpus (lumpfish), 4097 nucleotides long. RefSeq names its product TBC1 domain family, member 4 (gene tbc1d4). The coding region runs from base 312 to 4082 and encodes 1256 amino acids. The transcript is spliced from 23 exons. Lineage: Eukaryota; Metazoa; Chordata; Actinopteri; Perciformes; Cyclopteridae. The record is from RefSeq and is a predicted model, not a curated record.
UUUAGAGCUUUUGGGUCGUUGCCCAUGAACGCUGCGGAGGAUCAGAGAGAGAGAGAGAGAGAGACACCCGGCCGUAUCAGUGAGUUUACGUGGAAACCAGCGCCGUGGUACUUGGAUGACAUGCAGCUGAGCGACGGGGCGAGCACGUGUAGCAGAUCGCUCGGUUGUGUGCAACUUUUUUCGCCCUGGGACGCGGACAUGGAAACUGUUGCAAACUAAUUCCGUCCGGCCUCCGUUGCGAGGGAUGCUAAUAAGCCUGGAUCUUUUUUAUUUGUUGUAUUUGUAUCGUUUUUAAAGUCGUCAACGUCGACAUGGAGAGUCCGGAUGAGAGGGAGACCAGUCCCCCGAAGUCGGAGAGGAGGUUCGCCCUGACCUACGUCGGCUGGUCCUCGCUCGACAGGCGGACCACCCUGCCCAUGCUGCCGUGGCUGGUGGCGGAGAUCCGCAGGAGGAGCGAGAGGGGCGACUGCGGCCCGGCGGUGCAGCCGAGGGAGGUCCAGCUGGUGCUCAACCCGCCGUUCGUCCGGUGCGUCCCGUCCAACAGCAGCAGCUCGUCGGUGUUCAUAUUCGAGCACAAGGCGCAGCUCGUCUCGCGCUUCAUCCACAACAGCAACGACCUCACCUACUUCGCCUAUCUCACGCGGUGCCAGCCCGACAACCCCGAGUCCGAGAUGUCCUGUCACGUCUUCAGGGCCUGCGACCCCAACCAGGUCCCCGAGGUCAUCAGCAGCAUUCGCCAAGUGUCCAAAUCAGCCUUAAAGGAUGACGCCAAGCCCAAACAGGAAGCCGACGAGGCCUUCUACAACUCCCAGAAGUUUGAAGUGCUUUACUGUGGCAAGGUGACAGUUCUGCUCAAAAAGGCCCCAGCCACCCUCAUCGAUGACUGCAUCGACAAGUUCCGUCUGCAUGAGGUCGAGCGCAAGCGCCUGCGACUGCUCAGCGGCCAGCGGGGGUCCACAGAGAGUGCCCCUGUGGAGUUCCUCAUUGGGGCAGAAGGAGACCCCCUCUCCUCUGCUCUGAACAAGAGCGAAGACACAGAAGGCCCCGGAGUGGAGGUCAUGACUGGAGGUAAAAGCCUGUCCAACAGCGCCAGUCAGAGCAGCCUGCGAGGAGCGUUCCCCGAGUGCAUCCUGGAGGACUCCGGCUUCGAGGAGCCUCAGGAGUUCCGCACGCGCUGCAGCAGCCUGGCCGGGAGCCUGCAGAGGAAGCCGGGGGAGGGCGUCCUCCUGGCCCCCGCGCGCCGCAGACACUCCAGCGCCCCGAACCACGUUCAGCCCUCUGACUCGGACAAGAACCGCACCAUGCUCUUCCAGGUCGGGCGUUUUGAAGUGAAUCUCAUAAGUCCGGACAGUAAAACAGUGGUGCUGGAGAAGACCUUCAAAGACAUCUCGUCGUGCUGUCAGGGUGUCAAGCAGUCCGACCAUUUUGGGUUCAUCUGCCGCGACCGAGCCGAGGACGGCCCCAGCCAGUACGGCUGCUACGUUUUCCAGUGUGCCAGCGAGUCGCUGGUGGACGAGGUGAUGCUGACCCUGAAGCAGGCCUUCACGACAGCGGCGGCCUUGCAGAGCAACAAGACCCAGAUCCAGCUCUGCGAAGCCUGCCCCAUGCACGACCUGCACAAGCUCUGCGAGCGGAUCGAAGGUCUCUACCCACCCAGAGCAAAGCUGGCGAUCCAAAAAUAUCUCUCCCAGCUGAUGGACAAUGAGCAGGCUGACAUUUUUGAGCGAGUUCAGAGACUGAAGCCCGGGUCGGACCAAGAGGAGAACGAGCUGGUGGUUCUCCAUCUGAGGCAGCUCUGUGGAAGCAAGCAGAAGUCCCACCUCCACAUCGGAGAGGCCCCGCAGAACGCAGCCAACAGCUCGUCGGCAGGAGACGGCGCGGCCACCAGCAGUCGCUUCAAACUCGACAUCCUCAAGAACAAGGCUCGCUCCUCGCUCACCAGCUCCCUGGAGAACAUCUUCGCGAGGGGUGCCAGCCGGAUGCGGGGCCGUUUGGGAAGCAUGGGAAGCAUCAGCAGUUUUGAAAGGCAGGAUGAGGAGUCUCCCGGUCACUCCCCUCCGGGCUCCCCUCCCGCUUUCCCCGACGACGACGACGGCGACGGCGGCGGCGGCAACCCGGAAGCCGGCCUGCAGUUCCGCCGCCGCGCCCACACCUUCAGCCAUCCACCUGUGAAGAAGCGCAUCUCCUUCGAGGGCCAGCCGGCCGGCCAGAGCAGACAGGCUCCGCUGCGCAGACAGCAGUCUGUCAACCCCGAGCUGCUGCAGAGCAGUCCCGCGGCCUACUCGAGAACGCGCAGCGUCUCGGAGAGCGAGUCCACCUUCGGCCUUCCCUCCUCCUUCUCCGCCCCCACUUUCCUGAAAAGCAUUUACCAGGGCUCGCUGGGCUCCCUGAGCUCCCUGGCAGACAGUGGGAGCCUCAAGAGCAAUGGGGAAGGCAGGAAGAGGACCCAGUCCGUCUGCAGCGGCGACUCUGUGAGCGGGGGCCCCCCUGCGACCCCACGCAGGGUCUCCUGGAGACAGAAGAUCUUCCUGAGGGUCGCCUCGCCCAUGAACAAGCCGCCCGCCUCGAUGCAGCGUCCAGACCACCCUGACGGCAGGGAGCUGUUGCCCCUCUCCCCUUGCCUGGAUCCUCUGGGGCGUCUGCUGCCCCCGGCAGGCGACCCCUUUUCUGGGGAGAAGCCUAAGAUGACAGGGCCCGACUACCGGGCCCUCUGGAAGACCGCUAUCCACCAGCAGAUCCUGCUGCUGCGCAUGGAGAAGGAGAACCAGAGACUGGAGGCGAGCAGGGAUGAGCUGCACACCCGCAAGAUGAAGCUGCACUACCUGGAAGUGGGUCAGUGCUCCAAAGAGGUGCAAGCAUUGUGGGAGAGAAAGCUGACGGCCCCGGGCAGAACGACGGUCCCGCAGGACAAAGAGGAGGUGUAUCGCGCUCUCAGCCAGGGCGUUCCCAAGAGCAGGCGCGGGGAGGUCUGGCUCCUCCUUUCCCACCAGCACCGGCUGCGUCACAGGCUGCCCCAGCGCCAGCAAGCCCCGGACACCCCCUACCAAGACCUGCUGAAGCAGCUCACCGCGCAGCAGCAUUCCAUUCUGGUGGAUCUAGGCCGGACCUUUCCCACCAUCCAGUACUUCUCGGCCCAGCUGGGCGCAGGGCAGCUCUCCCUCUACAACCUCCUGAAAGCCUAUUCUCUGCUGGAUACAGAGGUCGGCUACUGCCAGGGCAUCAGCUUCCUGGCCGGAGUGCUGCUGCUGCACAUGAGCGAGGACCAGGCCUUUGACAUGCUGAAGUUCCUCAUGUACGACCUCGGCAUCCGGCAGCAGUUCAGACCCGACAUGGUCUCCCUGCAGGUUCAGAUGUACCAGCUCUCCAGACUGCUGCACGACUACCACCGCGACCUGUACAAUCACUUGGAGGAGCACGAGAUCGGGCCCAGCCUGUACGCGGCGCCGUGGUUCCUCACCCUCUUCGCCUCACAGUUCCCGCUCAACUUCGUGUCCCGCGUCUUCGAUUUCGUAUUUGUCGAAGGGACCGGGGUGAUCUUCAAAGUGGCUCUCUGUCUGCUGAGCAGCCAUGAGGGGGCGAUAGUGGAGUGUGACAGCUUCGAGAGCAUCGUGGACUAUCUGAAAACUACACUUCCCACCCUCACUCAGGCCCAGAUGGAGCAGACCAUUGCCAAGGUGGUGGAGAUGGACAUCUCCAAGCAGCUGCACGCUUACGAGGUGGAGUACCACGUCCUGCAGGAUGAGAUGUUGGAAGCCGGGCCGCUGCCCGAUGACUCCGACCGGCUCGACAAACUGGAAAAGACCAACGUGCAGCUGAAGAAACAGAACAUGGAACUGCUGGAGAAACUUCAGGCUGCGCGGCAUAAGAUCCAGACGCUGGAGACGAGCGUGGAGCGCUUCCUGUCUCAGGAGAGCAAAAUGAAGCACAUGAUUCGCACUCUGGAGCAGGAGAGGGCAGCUCACCAGAAGACCAUCGAACGCAUGCGCUCGUGCCUACCCCCGGACGCCCUGACAGAUGUGGAGAUGACCCAGAUCAAGACGGGACCCAACGGGAAAGCCAAAACUGCAGCCAAAAAGCCCUGAUGGCGACCAGGGUGG